Hydatigera taeniaeformis is the source of this 1332-nucleotide messenger RNA. The record is from the annotation of a GenBank genome assembly. NCBI's taxonomy places the organism in Eukaryota, Metazoa, Platyhelminthes, Cestoda, Cyclophyllidea, Taeniidae.
AUGGUGAAGAAUCUGUUGAAAGUAACACUUUUUGGAGCUGUAGUUGGGUUUAUCGGUUACUGCGUUUAUUUUGAUCGCAAACGUCGGAGCGAUCCGGAGUUCCGUACCAAACUUGCCAAAAGACGGCGGGCGAGAGCACUUGCUGCGCAGAGAGCAUCAGUGCCUGCCCUUCCCGCCAUGAACGAUCCCAGAGCUGUCCAUACUUUCUUUUUAGAGCAAAUUCAGCAGGGCGAAAAUGCGCUCUCCUCUGGCUGUACCGAUGAGGCCGUUCGGCACUUUGCAUACGCAGUUGUUGUGUGUGGUCAGCCCACGCAACUUCUACAGGUUCUGCAACAUUCACUCAGUCCUGCAAUAUUCUCAAAAUUAGUGGCCUCACUACCUGAGAUCAGAAAGAUUUCACUGCGAACAUUUUUCCUGGUGUGCCUCUGCACUUUGUCCAGAUCAGACAAAAUAAAUCCUUUUGAAAUGUUUCCCAAUCAUGGCACAGGGGACGGAUCUCAUCAAGCACUCCAUAAACCGGAACCUAUUGGCAGUCCACAUACCCUCCUAGUACGGUCAUUAUGGCAACAGCUGAAGGCUGCACUUCCUGAAGGGUUUGAAGCUCUUUCCUCUGUGGAUGUUACGCUUCGAUGCAAACUAUCCAAAGGGGAUAUUCUGCUUAUCAAACGUUUUGUUGAAAACAACUCCGAAUUUCCUGUUCCCUCUACGGACUCUAUAAACGAGAUAUUUUCUCGCUUUAUGGAGCCUGUUUAUGAAACUGAUUAUCACCACUCCUUUGUUUUUUCCUACGAAUAUUUGUUUGCUCUUGUUCCAUUUCUUAUUUACUUUAUUUGUCGAAAAAUUGGUGCAAUUCUUACUACUGCGGUGGGGAUUCUAUCCUUUGCGGCCUAUGAGCUUUAUAUUCAAGCCAUUGCCAAACGUCACGCUCUCCUCAGUCGACUGCCGUCUAUUCCUGACGAUUGUCUUCCCUAUUCCCAACGGUCUUUAAUGCAUCGACUCUCUAGUUGGAUACCGUUUCGAAGAUCCCGAGACGAGUGUGUUGAAUACUUCAAACUUACUAUGACCUCGCCCUUUGCAGAAUUGCGCCCAGACCGCAUUAUUCUUAGUGUUCUAGGGGAUUUCAUGGAGUUCAUCGCGUCCACAUUCGGUGCCAGUUUGGGGCAAUUUUAUCAUAAACUUAAUUUAUGGGUGCCCUUUUAUAUUGCCCUCCCCUUGACUGUCUUAUGUGUAUUUUUACUCUGCCGUAUGCCAACUUCUGCACGCAGGCCAAGACCGGCCAAAAGUCGAAAACUGAACAAAAAUAAACCGCCUUUGGCUCUGAAACAAGAAUGA